AUGAACACUCGGUCAAGGCGAAAGUCGUCCAAGGAGACAACAACACCAAAGAAAGUUACUGGUGGGGGUGGAAGUGACGCGGAGUCAAUCCCAUCGUUUGCGAGUGGAGGUAGCAGUUCGACCAGACAGAGAUUGGCACACUGGAUCGAGAAGCAGCUCGCGGAGGACAUCGAGAGUGCUGGAGGAUUGUGGCAUUUCGACAAAGGGAAGAGACAAGGAGUCAAGGAGCUUUGCGACCAUCGAACGUACACUUUGGAGCAGCCAGAAUUCUACGGAGAGUUGGGAGCAGAGGAGAAAGAUCUCCCAAAAGCUCAUUUGCGAAAGAAAAAGAAACGAGGUUCCUCCUUGAGCACGGAGAAGGAGAAAGAAUCGACGAAAACGAAAACGCCCAAGAAGCCUACCACGAAAAAGAUAGCUUCCAGCAAGAAAAAGAAAGAUACACUGCCAGCGACGAUAUCAACGAAGAUCGGAGACGAUAUCCUGGACGAUCUUUCAUUGGACUCCCUCUCACUUGAAGACAAGGCAGAACCUGAAGCUGAACGGAAGAUUGCAUCAUCAGCAACUCCCAAAACAACAAAAGCACCCCGUCUCAGCACAACUCCCAAACAAACAAACCAGACGCCGAGAGUCACAAGGAAAAAGGCAACCAUGUCCGAUUUUGAUGAUAUUGUGAUCGACAUCGAUGCUUCCAGUCCUGGAUAUCAAGGCGAGGGAGUAUUUUGCUUCAGCAUUGCUGAUUUUACCCACGGCAAUAUCCGCUGGAAGGGUGGCAUCGAAAUUGAGAUGAUUGUCGACACCCGCGACACGUCCGAAGAUCUCUAUCUUAUCCGCUCACAGAAGCGCCUUUCCGAACUGGGACCUCUGUGGAAACGUGCUACCAAUUAG
This is a messenger RNA of Seminavis robusta, 885 nucleotides long. NCBI's taxonomy places the organism in Eukaryota, Bacillariophyta, Bacillariophyceae, Naviculales, Naviculaceae. The record is from the annotation of a GenBank genome assembly.